CGUAUUUUAGUCCAACACACUGGGUAAGACGAGGAGAUAACAGACGGUCUUUAAAAGGUGUUCCAGGCAACCGAUUUGGUAAAACCUGCUACUGAUCACAGGGGAGGAGCUGUCAAAAUGCCUUUAAGACUGGACAUAAAACGAAAGCUGUCUGCCCGCUCAGACAGAGUGAAAUGUGUGGACCUUCACCCAACAGAGCAAUGGAUGCUGGCCAGCUUGUACAAUGGAAAUGUUCACAUAUGGAAUCAUGAGUCUCAGCAACUCAUCAAGUCCUUUGAAGUGUGUGAUCUGCCUGUCAGAGCUGCCAAAUUUGUGGCCCGCAAAAACUGGGUGAUAACUGGAUCAGAUGAUAUGCAAAUUAGGAUUUUCAAUUACAAUACCUUGGAGAGGGUACAUCAGUUCGAGGCUCACUCAGACUACCUGAGAUGUAUUGCUGUUCACCCAACACAACCUUUCAUUUUGACCAGCAGUGAUGAUAUGUUAAUCAAAUUGUGGGAUUGGGACAAGAAAUGGUCGUGUACUCAAGUGUUUGAAGGCCACGCCCAUUACGUUAUGCAGAUCGUCAUCAACCCUAAAGAUAACAAUACAUUUGCUAGUGCCUCCUUGGACAGAACAGUCAAAGUUUGGCAGCUAGGCUCUCCAACACCAAAUUUCACACUAGAGGGACACGAAAAAGGAGUGAACUGUGUGGAUUAUUACACUGGUGGAGAUAAGCCGUACCUGAUCUCUGGAGCUGAUGACCGAUUGGUGAAGAUAUGGGAUUAUCAGAAUAAAACUUGUGUACAGACUCUAGAGGGUCAUGCUCAGAACGUCUCAGCUGUGUCAUUUCACCCAGAGUUGCCCAUCAUUAUGACUGGAUCAGAGGAUGGAACCGUGAGGAUAUGGCAUGCCAACACAUACAGGUUGGAAAGUACUCUGAACUACGGGCUGGAGAGAGUCUGGGCAAUUGCUUGUCAGAAAGGUUCCAACAAUGUGGCCUUGGGCUAUGAUGAGGGCAGCAUUAUUGUAAAGCUUGGUCGUGAGGAACCUGCAAUGUCCAUGGACAUGAGUGGCAAGAUUAUCUGGGCAAAGCACGCUGAAAUCCAACAGGCAAAUAUCAAAGCUAUCGGUGAUCAAGAGGUGAAGGAUGGAGAACGUCUACCUCUGGCCAUCAAAGACAUGGGGAGUUGUGAGAUAUAUCCUCAAACCAUAGCCCACAACCCAAAUGGCAGGUUUGUAGUAGUGUGUGGAGAUGGAGAGUACAUCAUCUACACAGCCAUGGCCCUCAGGAACAAGAGCUUCGGCUCUGCUCAGGAGUUUGUCUGGAGCACCGACGCCUCUGUCUAUGCUAUUAGAGAAAGCAGCAGUGUCGUGAAAAUCUUCAAAAACUUUAAAGAGCAGAAAUCAUUCAAACCAGAUUUUGGAGCUGAAGGCAUCUAUGGAGGCUGUAUGUUGGGUGUGAGGUCUGGAGUGAGUGGCCUGGCCUUCUAUGAAUGGGACACAACAGAUCUUAUCAGACGGAUUGAAAUCACACCCAAAAACAUAUUCUGGAGUGAGAGUGGUGAACUGGUGUGUAUAACAACAGACGAGUCAUUCUUCAUAUUGAAAUACAACGCAGAGGCUGUGGAGCGAGCAAAGGAGACACGAACUGAAGUGACGGAAGAUGGCAUUGAGGAGGCCUUUGAGGCGGUUGGUGAAAUUGAGGAGUCAGUGAAGACCGGGAUCUGGGUGGGAGAUUGCUUCAUCUACACCAACUCUGUUAACAGGCUGAAUUACUAUGUGGGUGGGGAGAUUGUCACCAUAGCUCAUUUAGACAGAGUGAUGUAUUUACUAGGCUAUAUUCCCAAAGAAAAUCGAUUGUAUUUAGGAGAUAAAGAGUUGAAUGUGGUCAGCUUCUCUCUUCUGCUCUCCGUACUCGAAUAUCAGACAGCUGUCAUGAGGCGAGACUUUGAAACAGCAGACAAAGUCCUUCCCACAAUCCCCAGGGAGCAGCGAACAAGAGUUGCUCAUUUCCUUGAAAAACAGGGUUUCAGGUCGCAGGCAUUGGCAGUGACGUGUGAUCCAGAGCACAAGUUUGAGUUGUCCUUACAGUUGGGCGAUCUGAAGACUUGCUAUACCCUGGCCCAGGAAGCUGAGUCUGAACAGAAGUGGAAGUUACUGGCUGAGUUAGCCAUAAGUAAGUGUGAGAUGGGACUGGCUCAGGAGUGUUUACAUCAGGCCCAGGACUUUGGUGGUCUCCUACUACUUGCCAGCUCAGCUGCUAAUGCCGAGAUGGUCCACAAGCUGGGAGUCACAGCCGAGAAGGCAGGACAAAAUAACGUAGCUUUUGCCUCGUAUUUCUCUCUGGGAAGGCUGGAGGAGUGUUUAGAGGUCCUUAUUAACACAGGCAGACUACCAGAGGCUGCUUUCUUUGCUAGGACAUAUCUUCCCAGUCAGGUGACCAGAGUGGUGGAAAUGUGGCGGGAUAGUUUGGCGAAGAUCAACCAGAAAGCUGCCCAGUCCUUGGCAGAUCCUGCAGAAUACGAGAAUUUGUUCCCAGGACUCAAGGAAGCCAUCAAAACAGAACAGUUCCUUAAACCUGAGAGGAAACGUGUGAUACCUGCUAGUGACUACCCCAGUGUAACAGCUAACCAGGAUAGGAAUCCUAUAGAAGAGAUGGAGGAGGCGGAGGCCUCAGGGGCAUUCAUUUACCUUCCUGAGGGUGAAGAUGAUACCCAGGAGCCCCCAUCAUCUACCACACCUGUCCCAGUAACACCUCCAGUACAGCAGCAGCAACAACAGAGUUUGCCUGACCCCAUAAAGCCUCAACCUGUUGCAAAAUCAGAACCACAACCUGCUGCCACGCCGACUCCAGUGCCCUCUGGUGGCAAAACUGUUAGUGAAAUAGAACAAGAACUGGAACUGGAUUUAGAGAACUUGAAUGUUGAUGACAAUAUUGACACAGCUGAUGUUGACUUAGAUGAUGAUCUGUUGGAUGAUUAGCUGCCCUAACGGUGGGAAUGCUGGUGAUGAGAAGUUAAGUGACUCAAGUCUUCAACACACCUGAAAUUUUGUAAAUUGUAUCUUAUUCAGUAGUUCCAGAUUAUGCGCGUGUUGUCAACAUACUGACUUUCAUUGUAAAUAUGUAUCCAUGUUUUCACACAGUGAUCGAAAACAUUAUUCUGUGUACUGUUCAUUGGCGGAGAAUGUGUUUCAUAAAUAGUGCAUUAGAAAGGGGGUUUAAGAUAAAAACCAAAAUGUUUGAAUGAAUUUUAAAUAUAUAUGUACACUUUAACAAAUGUACAGAAGAAUUUAUUAAAGAUUCUCUACGCAAUUUUGCAAAAGACAUUUCAAGAGAAAUAUAUAUUGAAUGUGAUUCCACAGUUGAAUUUGAUUACCUGACUAGUUUUGGCGUGGAAAAUACUUAUGGCUGCGUAUUCUGCUUGAAAAUAGAAAAUAUCGUCAUCGGUUAUUUACAUGUCUGAGACCUGUGAAGCAGCCAUCAGUUAUAUAAAGUUCAUACAUGUAGUUAUAUGACAACUAAUGUUGUAGACCCCAUUGAUAUCUGGUUCAUAUACACCAAAAACAAUAGCAUCAUCGCUGAACGUGUAUUACCAAGAUGCUUUAUGAUUCAUUACACGGGACCAUUCGUCAGAAAGCAGUGCUUGUUUUGUUUCCUCUUCCGACAUAUUUAUUUGUUAUCUGCUAUCGUGGCGAAUAAAUUAUCACCUUGUACAAAUGAUUUUGUUUGUUGAAAUGUGUUUGUCUAAAUACACUUUCUGUAAUGUUGAACAGUAAAACUAAUGUGGGGCGUCAACCAUUCGCGUAAGCUGCAACCGUUGUGCGUAGAUUGACACUUAACAUCUGAACAAUGCAAAACUUUUUUCCCCCUUAAAAAUACUGAGAAACACUCUAGUUCCAAGCUGUUCACAACAUCUAUGAUGGCAAAAUAACUAAUUUAACAUGCCAACCAAUUUGCAGUGAUAUACAUGUAACAGGAGAAAAAUCCUAUUCCGCUUGAUAGAUAAUCCUCCUGAGUAGUAAUCCUUUUAUAUACCCAGUUGUGGUAGUGGGUGAGAGGGUUAAGUUUACACCUCGU
Liolophura sinensis is the source of this 4057-nucleotide messenger RNA. RefSeq names its product coatomer subunit beta'-like. Lineage: Eukaryota; Metazoa; Mollusca; Polyplacophora; Chitonida; Chitonidae. Gene Ontology annotation, biological process: intracellular protein transport; retrograde vesicle-mediated transport, Golgi to endoplasmic reticulum; intra-Golgi vesicle-mediated transport. Bases 118 to 2961 code for a protein of 947 amino acids. Gene Ontology annotation, cellular component: COPI vesicle coat. Gene Ontology annotation, molecular function: protein binding; structural molecule activity. The record is from RefSeq and is a predicted model, not a curated record. The transcript is spliced from 21 exons.